AAACGUUGGUAAAGUGGCGACUCCGACUCACUUCUCACUCAGUCUCUCCGCCACGAUCCCAUUUCAAAACCCAGAAAUACCCCAACAAUUCUCAAUUCCCCCAUCUCCUCAAUCCCCCCCCUCCACCCACAAACCCUAACCCAAUAUUCUCGAGGCGCCCCAAUGACGAUUUCUUGAAAACCCUAACGCGGCGAUUUCUUGAUUCUCUAACGAUGAAUUCGGGCCCCAUAGAGAUAAGCUCCGACGAGGAUACGGGUCUCAACGACCUCGAUGACGACAGCGCCGACUGGCUCUCCAAUCUCAUCGAGUCCGUCGAGAAAAAGUUUGGGGACGACGAUUCCGAUGACGUGGUGGUGAUCGGCGAGGUUAACAGCGGGUCAAAGUGUUCCCUGAAGGAGGUGGAUGACGAUUGUGUGGUCUUGGAUGGUGACCCGGACAAGGCGGUUUCGGUUGCGGACGACGAGUCGGGUAGCGGGUCGGACGAUUUGGUUGUGGUGGGCGAGAAGGGCCAGAUAGCGUGCAGAGACUAUCCUCAUCCACGACAUCUUUGUGCCAAAUUCCCUUUCACUUCUACGCCACAUGAGAAGCACUGUGACCUGUGUCACUGUUAUGUCUGUGACUCUUUGGCACCCUGUGUACAUUGGGGCAUUGGCGCUUCGCAUAUUGGCCAUUGUCAUGCUACGGAGAAAGUAGAGAUGUGGAAAGUACUGAGGAGAAAUUUCAAGAUGGGGAGAAGUGCUUCCAUGCCAGUUAUAAAAGUAUCUUUGGCUCUGCCUCAACUUAAUCAAGUUCCACCUCUUGAUAUUAUUAGAUUGGCACCCAACUCUAUUCCACAGACUCAGGUCUGUAGGCCAACUACGACCCAUGCUGUCUCCUCCACCAGCCCUACUUUGCCAGCACCUACCUCUAUACCACUGAAUCAGGUCCCGAGGUCAACUUUGAUCCGUGCUCCCCCCUCAACCACCCUUAUCAAUUCUACUGUCAGAAAUCAAGGUAGAAGCCACCAACCAAGAUUUCUUUCAUCCAAGAAUGGAGUCCAACCAGCUUCUGUCCAACCAUCUUCAGCUUCUCAGCAGUUGCAUAGUAAUGCUGUAAGGAGUAGCAGAGCUCAGAAUAUUGGUAAUGGAGGCCUUCACUCUACCUCUUCACCGACAAUGUUUAAAAGAGCAGGGCCUGUUCGGAUUUCUUUGGGAAGGAACCGUUCUGCAUAUGGUUCAUCAUAUAACAGCAAUCAUGUUAAUCCAUCACAGUGUGGUUCGUUAAAUAACAGCGGCUGUGCCAAUCCAUCACAAUAUGGCAGAAUUCCCUCCCCCAUGGCAGCAUCACAUGACGGAAUUCGCUUCAGUUGGCAGGAGGUUCAUAACAGCUUGAAUCGGAUCCCCUCCGUGCCCAUGGGCAGUGGUAUUGUUGGAAGUGCAUUGCCUCCCCAGCAGCCCCAAACAUACAGUCAACCUUUUGCUCAGUCAGCAUAUAGCCAAAAUGUUCAGCAAGGGAGUCAAAUUCAAAAUGAUGCCCAAAAUAUCUAUCAAUAUGGGAUUGAAAGUCAAAAUGCAAGCCAGAACGUCUCUCUGCAAGGCAUAGGUCCCAGUGCUGUGGACUUAGGGUUUUCAGAUUGCAACUACAGUUGGACGAACAACACCAGUCAAAGCAUUCAGCAACCUCAACCUCCCAUUGGAAAUUCUCAAGUUCAAAGCACCGAGGCUAUAUAUGGGCCAUCUCCAGUCAAGGAACCUGAUUUCCAGUCCAACGGAUACCCUAAUUUCCAGGGGUUGGAAAGUGAUUUCGAGAACUGGCUACUGGACAAUCAGCCAACUCCACCAGUAACAAAUGAUUAUGUGCCUUCUCAACUGGAUCUCUUGUCUCCAGGGCCUGCUCUUGCUGACGCGGGGAUGCUUCUGUUUGAUUUUGAAACCUCUCUCAACAGUCUCACACAGGUGUAGCUGACUGUCGGUCACUCCUUUGUGGUUCCUUAAAAGAACGAAGCUUGCAGAGGUUUAGCAACUCUUACCUAUUGUGGUUUAGAAUAGAAGGAAGCUAGUUAACCCAAUUUGAGAUCAAGUGUAAUAGUUAUGGAGCUAUGGUAGCAGCACUGUAUAGUCCUUUUGAAGCGCCAGUGUACAAAGUGCCCCUAGGUUGGAGUCUUGGAGAUGCUGUAUAGGGAGUCUGGUUGUUCCAAUACACCCAUUUUAUUAAUUAAUAUUCUCCCAUUUUCUGAA
Rosa chinensis is the source of this 2216-nucleotide messenger RNA. RefSeq lists its product as uncharacterized. The record is from RefSeq and is a predicted model, not a curated record. NCBI's taxonomy places the organism in Eukaryota, Viridiplantae, Streptophyta, Magnoliopsida, Rosales, Rosaceae. The transcript has 3 exons. Bases 213 to 1940 code for a protein of 575 amino acids.